Messenger RNA from Schistocerca piceifrons (Central American locust), 1117 nucleotides. Its product is annotated as cytidine deaminase-like. NCBI's taxonomy places the organism in Eukaryota, Metazoa, Arthropoda, Insecta, Orthoptera, Acrididae. The record is from RefSeq and is a predicted model, not a curated record. The coding region runs from base 421 to 867 and encodes 148 amino acids. Gene Ontology annotation, cellular component: cytosol. The transcript has 2 exons. Gene Ontology annotation, molecular function: cytidine deaminase activity; zinc ion binding.
GAAUCAGGUGACGAACUUUGGAGGUGAAUGUUUCUCUUUUGUUGUGAUUGUGUUUAUCUUGGCUUAGCGGAACUUUGGAGGUGAAUGUUACUGUUUUGUUGUGUUUGUGUUUAUUUUGGCUUAGCGUACGCGAAAAGACAGCGCGGUGCACGAGGAAACUGUUUUCUGCUGUGAAUUCAUUUGCGGAUGAAGCAUCUGCGUCUAUGAUUCUGUGUAGCCCGUUUAGUAACCUUGGUAUGUAGAGAGUCGUGGCAACAUGUACAAGGAACCAGUCUCGCCAGUGCGUCACCGUACUUUGCUACGAUGUGCUGAUUGCCUCACAAAGCAGCAGUUAAAGAGUCUAUCCAGGGAGAAUGUAAAAAACUGCUGUAUGUCAACAGCUCCAGGGUGACAGCUGAAGUAGUUGCAUUAACUUUAAGCAUGUUUCCAAGAAACCACAAAAUAGUGAAGUUCUCUGACCUUGACUCAGAUGUUCAGGAGCUCAUCAGAACAGCUGUUUCUUAUAGGCAGAAAGCUCACUGCCCAUACAGUAAAUUUCCAGUAGGAGCAGCGUUGAAGUGUGAUGACGACUCUGUGUUCGGUGGUUGUAAUGUUGAAAACGCCGCAUAUGGUUCCAGUAUAUGUGCUGAACGCACUGCAAUUGUGAAAGCCGUAAGUGAAGGCAAAAAGCUGUUCAAGCAUUUUGCGAUAACGGGAGAUGUAACUCAGGGAUUUAUAUCGCCCUGUGGCUCAUGUCGUCAAGUGAUGGUUGAAUUUGGAACAGACAUGAAAGUCUAUUUGGCAAAGCCAGAUUUUUCAGAUGUUCUAGUGACAGAUAUGGACGCUAUAUUGCCUCUAGCGUUCAUUCCACUGUCAAUGCCUAAGUGAAGUACAGUGUACAAGGCUAUGUUAAUCACAGACACUGAAAGAAAGGAAAGAACCGUAUAAUCUUUCAUCAACAAGUAAUUGUCAUCUUUUCUCUCAGAUUGAUGAUAAUUGUUUAUUGCAAUAAUAUCUGCAUAAUUUUGUUUUGACAGUGUACUAUUUAAAAGAGCAUGAUCUGUUAUAAUAAUGCAGUAUCUCUGUAAAAUAAUUUUUUGUGAUGGUUUUGGCAUAUAUAAUACAGAAUUUUAUGAAU